CUUAUUCUUAAACUGUGGCCCCUGGUUCUGGACUCCCCCAACAUCGGGAACAUGUUUCCUGCCUCUAGAGUGUCCAAGCCCUUAACAAUCUUCUAUGUUUCAAUGAGAUGCCCUCUCAUCCUUCUAAACUCCAGAGUGUACAAGCCCAGCCGCUCCAUUCUCUCAGCAUAUGACAGUCCUGCCAUCCCGGGAAUUAACCUUGUAAACCUACGCUGGGCUCCCUCAAUAGCAAGAAUAUCCUUCCUCAAAUUAGGGGACCAAAACUGCACACAAUACUCCAGGUGUGGUCUCACUGACACUAGGGCUCUGUACAACUGCAGAAUGACCUCUUUGCUCCUAUAUUCGAUUCCUCUUGUUAUAAAGGCCUACAUGCCAUUCGCUUUCUUCACUGCAUCUUGGAUGAUCAGCCAUGAUCAUAUUGAAUGGCGGUGCUGGCUCGAAGGGCCGAAUGUCCGCUACUCCUGCACCUAGUUUCUAUGUUUCUGUGCUGUAUAUCUAAAGUGUAACGUGAAGUACAGGCGUUGAGCUGCGGUAGGAAGUUACAUAUACCCUGUUGGUGCAUUAUUUGUACGCUGGGCAUACAAGAAUGGGGAGGGAAAGAAUCUGGUUUUUCGUGCCUGGGCUGGCUAAACUAGUUCUUGGUGCAACGACUUAACCCCAGCCUGCCUCCCACGUGCGAUGUUUGAUAUACACAAACUGCUGGAGUCACUCAGCGGGACAGGCAGCAUCUCUGGAGAGAAUUCGGGGGUCGAGACCCUUCUUCAGACGCUAAUUAUAUGCCCUGAGUGUGAUCUACACACGCGGGACAAAAAAGCACGCGGGUCUUACCACACCGCCCCUCCCAGCCUCUCCUGCAUCUGUGGCAGGUUGCUUGAACGAAGUCACUUAGUUAAAGCUCCCUCCCACCACCACUUAGAGUUGUAGCCGCCCUACCCAACGCCGAUACCUCUCUCAGUCUCUCCCCUCCCUUAGUAACGUGCCUCCCCUGACACCGCCCUUCAUUCCACACCAGUGACAGACACCUCUGGGAUUAUUUUAUUUUGGUUGUUCAGUGUUCCCAUCUCUCUUCUGAUGGCCUCUCUCCCGACGCCAGUGACCGCCCCACUCUCCCUCUUUCGCCCUCGUCUCUCACUGAGGGCUCUGUGAAUCUUUGGAGAGGGAGGGAGAGAAUAUUACCGUCCCGUCCCCGUCUCCUCCAGGACCAUGGCUUCCUUUACGUACGGCGAGAAGCAUCAGUACUGGCAGCUGUUGAACAGUGAAGGAGAUGCAGGUGAAGGGAGGAUGCUUACACCACAGUAUAAAAGGACUCCAUUGACCCAUGUGCAACAUACCAACUUCCCACCAGCACGCAAUAUGCCAUUAUGUUUGGAACCCGUGGAACCGUUAGAUAUUGAGGCGCACAUACAGAAUCAGUUGGCAGACCCUGAGCUGGAACCAUUUCAGUAUCUGAUGGACUACCCAAACGAUGACGUGGAAGUCACAUUAUCUUCUCGAGAGUAUCAGACCACUACUCCAGCUGAGCCCGACAACUGGGAUAACAUGACUCCACAGGUGAGGGCAUGUGUGGAGACCUACACCAAGGACUGGCUGAUGGUUACCAGGAGCUAUCAGAAGUGCAAUACGGAGAGUCGACGCAAGGGGCUGAACCUUCCUCAUCAGAUCUUUGAAUGCGAUGAAAGCUUUAAUUUGGAAAUGCAGGGUCUCCAGGGCUCGGUCGGACAGCAGGCAGCUGAGCCACAGACUGAGGCGGCAGAGAUUUUUAUUCAGGACCUGCUGCAGCCCACCACACCCGAGGAGGUUGAUCUGAGGAAUAAAGAAAAACGUAAAUCUGGCCGGCUGACCGAUAUGUGCUCUCUCUACCCCCCGAUGGAUGAGGAGGACGCCGGGUACAGCCGGGCCAUUCCGCAGCCUCCGUGCUGUCAAUGGGAUCAGAAGCUGCAGUUUAAUUUUCUGGAAUUAAAAUUUGAAAUCGAAAUUGAACCACUCUUUGUGACGUUAGCCUUGUACGAUUUAAAGGAAAGGAGAAAGAUUUCAGAAAACUUUUACUUGGAUCUCAACUCUAAAGAAUUUCGAGGAAUCAUCCAGACUCAUGAUGAUGCCCCAUGUUAUUUCAAGAAGGCCAUCUUCUCAAUCACCCACCCCUCUUCUGAAAUCUACCUGGUCAUCAAGGUGGAGAAGGUUCUUCAGCAGGGCAGCAUUGCCGAGUGUGCUGAGCCCUACAUGACCAUUAAAGACUGCGAAACGGCCAAGAGUAAAGAGAAGAUCGCAAAGCUUCGGUUCCAGGCGAUGUCCUUCUGUCAACGCUUGAAGUCCUAUCGGAUGCCUUUUGCCUGGGCUGCUGUAGAUCUCACAAGCCUCACAUCCACCAGUGGAUCCCACAAUUCACUGGACAGAGACGGCAAUACUGGAGGCAGUGGGACUGAGAUGCGUUCGCAUUCACUGGACAGCAAAUACAGCAUCCACUUAUUGCGGCCCGCUCAGUAUAAUCUCCAGAUGUUCAAUAAACAGGAGGAAGAUAAACUCAGUGAUGAAGACCUGAUGAAACUUAUCGCCGACGAGAAGAAAACAUCGACUCUGCUGAGGCGACAACGGAGGAUUCCAGGAGUUUUUCGAUUCGAAGUGUCCCAUGUUACUGAAGCAUCGACCUUUUGUUUUAACCCCGAGUUUUUGGAAGUCAAGCCGAGCAACAGUGAGAACACAGAUCUGACCUUGGAGGUGUUGGAGUUCCCCGUGUCAGGGUUUUCCGUUCCACAUACAACGUACAGGAAUCUCCUCUACAUCUACCCCCAGUUCCUCAAUUUCUCCAACCGGCAAGGCUCGGCGCGGAACAUCACGGUGAAGAUCCAGUUCCUGGGCGGAGAGAGACCGGACAGUGCCUUACCGGUCAUCUUUGGAAAGUCUGGAUACGCCGAAUACAUGAACGAGUGCUACACUCCGGUGGCUUACCACAGCAAGUCUCCGUUCUUCUACGAGGAGGUGAAGAUGAAACUGCCCUCCAACCUCAAUGAGAAGCAUCAUCUGCUCUUCACCUUCUACCACGUGAACUGUCAGCCCAAACAGACCCAGGAGGCUCCAGAGGUUCCAGUGGGCUACAGUUGGUUUUCAAUGCUGGACAAUGGCCAUCUGCGCUCUGGAUCAUUCGAGCUUCCAGUUUGCUUGGAGAAGCUUCCACACCUGUAUUCAGUGACAUCUACAUCGCUGGCUGGGCUGAAGUGGUUGGAUAACCGGAAAGCAGUCUUCAAGUUGGAGCUACGCCCAGUGUCGACGAUAUACCCUCAGGAUAGAAACCUGGAGCGGUUCUUCUCGCUGUGUGAAAGCGCGUGCAAACACCACUCUGUAGCCCAGCAGACGGAGGCACUCAGGCAGGCUGUCUCUGCCCUCCAGCUGGUUCCGAUGGAAGAGUUAAUCUGCUUCUUGUAUGUGGUGUUGGACAAACUGCUCACACUCCUCACGCUGAGCUCCACAAAGACAACAGAAGGAGCCCUGGUCAGCAAAGAAAUCUUCGAAAUGCUGAUUGCAAUUGUGGACCAGCUGCACAGCAGUGAGGAGAUGCCGAAAGAUUCAAUGGGACGGAAUAAUUCGUUGGCGACAUAUGUACACCACUUGUUCAGCAUGCCAGUUCCCAACGAGGCUGAAGUCACGGAGUCUGAGAAAUACGCCACUAUCCGACCGGAGAGUGCAACAGCAGCGCUGCAGAUGAUGCGGAAACUCAGCACGAGUGACUCCGAGGUGCAGACGGCUAAAGCCAGCGUGCCUGGGGGCAGCGGCCUGAAACCGUCAAAGUUAUUCCAUGAGGAAUUAGCCUAUCAUAUCGUGUUCACCAACGGAAAGAUGAGGAACCAAGUGUACAGGCAUCUGUGGUUCUUCUGCGAACUCUUGGUCAAAAGCAUGAGUCAGUACGUCUCGGACACAGUGGGAUGGAGUUCCCCUCGCAGCCUGAGGUACCCGGAGCAUUUCCCCGGCAUCAUCUACACCCUGGUCAACAUUGGCACCGAGUUUGUGAAACAUCAGGAUCCUGAAAUUACAGAUCUGACGAACCUGAGCCUUGGGUUUUUCCUGAAUGACCUCCUGUCUCUCAUGGACCGAGGCUUUGUCUUUCGAAUGAUCAGCCACCAUCACAAGGAGCUUUCAGACAGAGAGGACAACCGGCCUCACCUCCAAGACCAACGCAUUGAGUUCCUGAGGAUCGUCUGCAGCCACGAACACUUUGUCAUCCUGAACCUCCCACUCACACCAAGCGUUGAGACAUUGGACAGCGGUGACCAGACGGAGGAUGCCGGCACAGAUGAGUCAACGGUCGAAAUAUUCAGGCUUUCCAGGACAUUUCGUCAGCAACACUUUUUAAUUGGGCUGCUCCUGGAGGAGAUAGCCAAUGUGCUGACCACUGACUCAGAGAGCAGGUUGAUCAGGCGGGAGGCGGUGAGCUUGCUUCACUGCCUGCUGGCGUCCCACGAUGGGGACCGGAGGUUCGGCAACCGCGGGGCCAAGGUGAAGGUGGCGGCCUUGUACCACCCGCUGCUGGACAUCAUCCUCAACAGUCUCCCCCUGCUGGCAGAUUAUGACAACUCGAGAAGAAAAUUGCCCAAGCCCUAUUCCAACCCCAGGGAUGCCUCCAGCCUGAUUAUAACAUCGGCAGUUGUGACAGCCCCAACGAACAGACACUCGGCCCCCAUCUCAGGGCCUCCAGCUUCCAUCAUGUCAGCGGAACUGACCCAGACCGUCUUGUUCUGCUUUCUGUGGGUUCUGAAGAACGCCGAUGAGGCAGCCCUUCGGGAGUGGAUCGUGGACCUCCCCGCCCAGCAGCUGCUCGGCCUGCUGGACCUGCUGGACCUGUGCGUGUCCACCUUCGAUUACGAGGGCCAGCCAUCCACUGAACAGAUCAGCAGUGUCGUUUACCGCAAGUCGAGAGACAUGAAGUUGCGGCUGGAGAAGACCAUCUUCGGAACCACGGGAGCCCGGCGGGAAAUGAUGAGGCGUCGGGAAUACCCAGGAAUUGAGAAGUUAUUCACCGGGGUGAACGCGGGUCUACAGGAGAAGUUACGCUGGAGGAAGGACCUGACCCAGUGGCGACAACCUGUUGGCAGGGACAAGGUGAAGUUAGAACUGGAGGAGGAAGCCUUAAUCAAUGGAAACCUGACUGUGGAAACCAACAUGAUUGUGUUGGACACUCUGGAGCUGUUAAUCCAGUCGUCCAGCCCGAUGCCUGAGUUGAGGCCUGUGGUCACAGGGGUCCUGAAGGUUCUGAUCCACAGCUUGUCCUGUAACCAGAGCACCUUGUACCUGAAGGACGGCUUCAACACCCAGCGAGCCUUCAUCGCCAAGUUCCCGGAGGUGCUGUUCGAGGACGACUCGGAGCAUUGCACGGACCUGUGCUUGCUGCUGCUGCAGAGGUCCACCAGUCACUUUGAGAGCACACGGACACAAGCCUCAGCCUCCCUCUACCUGCUCAUGAGGCAGAGCUACCACGCACAUUUUCCAAAAGCAAAGAUGUACAUUACUCUAACGUUGGCGUCGUUGUCGGAGAAACUCUCCAACCAGGAUAAGCAAUGUCUGCAACAAACUCUCAAUAUGAUCCCCACUUACUUGGAAGCAGACAGAGCCAUGGAGAGGACCAGCUUCCCUGUGCAGGUGGAGGAGCUUUUGAAGAACUUGAACGGAGUGUUGUGCGACACAGUCAAGCUGCAGGAAUUCCCCCAGGACGUGGACAUGCAGAUUGACCUCAUGUACAGGGUUGCGAAGGGUUUGCAGAGUUACGUGGACCUCCGCCUGCUGUGGUUGCGCAAGCUGGUGGCGAAGCACGUGCAGCGGGGAAGCUACGCAGAGGCCGCGCACUGCCUGGUGCACAGCGCCGCCCUGCUGGCAGAAUAUCUAAACCGCGUGGACGGAUCUGUCCACCUGCCCAUGGGCAGCGUCAGCUUCCAGAAAAUCUCCCUCAAUGUCCUGGAGGAAUCCUUGGUGUCUGAAGAUAUAUUUUCUUUGGAGAGGGAGGGUGUUUGGGCCGGGAACUCGUUCAGUGAAGAAGGUCUCUUGAAGUUGCUGGACGAGGCGGCUAGAUUCUUCAACAAGGCAGAAUUUUAUGAAGUGGUUUAUGAGAUUCACAAACUCAUCAUCCCAAUUGCUGAAUUUCAUCGGGAUAUCAAGAAACUAUCUGCUAUUCACGGGAACCUGAAGGCAACGUUUGAUCAGAUCCUGAGUGAGGAUAAUAAGAGAAUGUUUGGGACAUAUUUCCGUGUGGGGUUCUACGGAUCACUGUUUGGAGAACUGGAUGACCAGGAGUACGUCUACAAGGAGCCAGCCAUCACGAAACUGGUGGAGGUCUCCUCACGAUUAGAGGAAUUUUACAAAGCGAUGUUCGGGCAAGAUCGUGUGGAGAUUAUUAAAGAUUCUGCACCGGUCAAGAAGGAAAACCUGGAGCUGGACAAGGCCUAUGUCCAGGUGACCUACGUUGAGCCCUACUUUGAAGAGUAUGAGUUGAAGAAUCGAGUCAGCAACUACGAGCGGAGCUCCAACUUGCGGCGGUUCAUCUACAGCACCCCGUACACGCUGGAUGGCCGCGCCCAUGGGGAACUCAGCCAGCAGUGCAAGCGCAAAACCAUCCUCACCACCUCACACGCUUUCCCUUACAUCAAGACCAGGAUCAAUGUCGUAGAGAAGCAGGAGAUGAACCUGAGGCCCAUUGAAGCGGUGAUCGAGGACAUGCAGAAGAAGACCCAGGAGCUGGCAAAGGCAACGAGUGAAAACCCACCCAACCUGAAGCUGCUCCAGAUGGUGCUGCAGGGAUCGGUGGGCCCCACCGUCAACCAGGGUCCCCUGGAAGUCGCCCAAGUUUUUUUGUCUGAAAUUCCCGACGAUCCGAAACUUUACAGACACCACAACAAACUCCGCAUCUGUUUCAAGAACUUUUUGAAACGAUGUGAAGACGCUUUAAUUAUAAACAAGGGCCUGAUCUCGUCAGAGCGAGAGGAAUAUCAGAACGAACUUGAGAGGAACUAUGAGGCCCUAAAGUACAACUUGCAACCAUUCCUUAACCGGAGAAUCCCUCAGCUUUACAUUACACCUAGUCAGUAGGAACCUCAAAUGGUCUGAACGAUAUUAGUUUAGUUUUGUUUAUUGUCACUUGUACCGAGGUGCAGCGGAAAAGCUUUUUGUUGCCUGCUCUCCCAGUCAGCGGAAAGACUGGACAUGAUUACGGUCGGGCCGUCCACAGCGUACAGGGAAAUGCCGCUGUUGGUGUGGAGGUUUACAGGAGUGUAGCGAUUGUAAGGAGCGAUGGCAGAUCCACGUGUGGGACCAACAUGCUGAGCGGAGCCCGGCUUCAUCCAACUGUGGGGAAGAUACGACCAGAACUUCGAUCAGUACGGGUGUCAGAGGGUUAUAGGGACAAGGCAGGAGAAGGGGGUCAGGAGGGAGAGAUAGAUCAGCCAUGAUUGAAUGGCGGAGUAGACUUGAUGGGCCGAAUGGCCUAAUUCUGCUCCAAUCACUUAUGAUCUUACGAACUUAAAGCGCUGGACUUGUGAAGUCAUAGAACAAGCCCAUCGCACCACCAAGCCCACACCAACCACUGUGCUUAUCUACACGAGUACCUUCAUCGAUGUCUCGCCCAUUCAAUGUUUGCUGGGUGAUUCUUAUGGGAGUGCCUUUCUCUCCACCACUAUCUCAGGCAAAGCGUUCCAGAUUCCACUCACUGUGUGAAACAGAUUCUCUUCGAAUCCCUUCCAAAGGGCCAGGGCUCUUGGUUUUUUCAAAACACCGUUAGAACUGUAUCAUUAAGAUGUGAAUAGUUCCCUCAUGUAAGAAAUGUAUUGUUAUGAGUUUGGAAUGCAGGCACAGUCACAGAUCACCUUGUCAUGGAGUACUUUGUGCUUUCUGACUUUCUCCUUGGAUGUGAGUGAACAUUUACACAAAGCCAUGCUGUAUCUCUAAACUAAACAUAGGCACAUUUACACAUAUACUGUAUAUGCAUAUACACAUGUAUGUAUACUUACACAUAUAUUUAUACACACACACACGUACAUACAAAAUGCCGGAGUAACUCAGCAGGGCCGGCAGCAUCUCCGGACAGGAGGAAUGGAUGAUGUUUUGGGUCGAGACCCUUAUUCAGUCUGAAGAAGGGCCUCGACCCAAAUCAUCACCCAUUCCUUCUCUCAUGUCCCGCUGAGUUACUCUGACAUUUAGUGUCCAUCUUUGGUUUAAACUUGCAUCUGCAGUUUCUUCCUACACAUACACACAAAUAUAUAUAUAUAUAUACAUGCAUAUACAUGUAUGUGUGUGUGUGUGUGUAUAUGUAUUAUAUAUUCCGUUUGUACAGAGCUUUGUAUCUGAACAUCAAAGCAAAAAAUAAAAUUGAUGUGGUCCAUUUUUAAAUCACAUGAGGAGUGAGUGGCGGCACGGUGGCGCAGCGGUAGAGUUGCUGCCUUAUGGGCCUGUCCCACUUAGGCGUUUUUUUAGGAGACUGCCAGCGACUAGGACAAUGGAAUUCACUGAAGUCAGCACUGGCAACUACCUACGUCACCUGGCGAC
Leucoraja erinaceus (little skate) is the source of this 8520-nucleotide messenger RNA. Its product is annotated as dedicator of cytokinesis protein 7-like. Lineage: Eukaryota; Metazoa; Chordata; Chondrichthyes; Rajiformes; Rajidae. The record is from RefSeq and is a predicted model, not a curated record. Gene Ontology annotation, cellular component: cell leading edge. Gene Ontology annotation, biological process: positive regulation of GTPase activity; positive regulation of T cell migration; positive regulation of establishment of T cell polarity. The coding region runs from base 1204 to 7068 and encodes 1954 amino acids. The transcript is spliced from 46 exons. Gene Ontology annotation, molecular function: guanyl-nucleotide exchange factor activity.